AUGGCAACUAUGACGACCUCAAACACAGUCCCGACAGCUCCAACAACAGUGCCCGCGACUGCUAGAAACAGCGUGGACUCUAACGCACUGCCGGUCUACCCUGAGUUCAGCCACCUGAGGAUAUCCAGCAAGCAACAGCUGCCCUCUGUUGGCUCUAACACUAGCAACAGAUCGCAGCAAGAUAACACUUCUUGGGUGACAAACAAAAAAGUUCCAUUCUUUACUUCCCCGCCUUCAGCACCCUCCAUGACGCAGGCCAAUCACUUGACUCCCUGGGAGAAGCUAGCUGAUAACAGAAGCCCCUCGCCCUCUCAUCCGCCUUCUAUGGCCAGCCGGCCACAGUCUACUCUGCUCCCUCUAUCCGCCGCGAGCUCCAGCUAUGAUCGCUUGCGUUGCGCAUCAGCCCAACCGUUAGAUGGAGCUGGGUCUUGGAUGCACGGAAUCUCAGCCGACCAAGAAGUCAACCGCGCGGUAUCAAACCCAAUUGAUACCAGCCGACUGUACCCGCCUCAGCAAGAGAGCUCGUGUUUAAGUCCUCAGACGGAUUCUUCUGCGUCGGGGACGACCGAGAAGCGCAAGAGCCGGAUGAGCUGGCUUCCUGGUGGGCGGUCAAGGAGUAACUCGGUAAAUCAGCCUAGGACAACGACAGGUGCUUGGCUCUUGACUCCCGAGUCGAGAGAACAGUCGGAUGGUCAGCAGCAACAGAAGUCCGUCAUUGAGUACAGCCCUGCGCCGCUACUCAAGGGAGAAAAGGUGCCCGAGCUGUGGGACGAAAUGGGCAACGUAUAUGUCUAUGUGCACCCCAAGGAAAGUGGCAAGGGGCCAUGCUUUAAAGUGCCCGACCACAUUCUUGCCUCCUCCGCCACCCUAACCGAGUUGUUGGUCACCGAGAUGAUGGCGACCCGAGGGUCUCUCUACACCCAAGACGAUCCCGACACAACUUCCCCAAAGGGCCAUCUGUAUCUCUCCUUGGGCAACACAGAUGUCGAAAGGUUGAUAGACGCGCGCAAUCUGUUCGCCUUCUUGCUGCGCAAGCCGCUCGUGGCGACACCAAAGCACCCUGAUCUGUUCACAACUGUGCUGCAAGUAGCUGGACUUCUCAGGAGGUUCAACUUCUGCAACUAUGAUGGGUCUUCGUUCGGCGACUUUGUCGACGAGGUCUUCGACGUCUUCAUCGUUGAAACUGGUAUCGCUGAUGUACGCAAUAGCCGUGAGAAAACGCUACAGGCGCUGAUCUUGGCUGAGCAAAUGAAAUCGUUCAACUUGUACAACGAGGCCUUCGCCCAUGCCGUUGGCAAGUACGAGUCGCUGCUGGAACUGAAGUCGCCAUUGUUUGAGCGCAUCUCAGCCAGCACGCGCCAACGUCUUGACCGAGCGCACAUGGACCUUGUCGGAAGGCAGCAGAAUGCCGCAUUGAAGCUUGAGGAGUUCGAGUUCCCAUCGCUGUUCGCAGGUGUGGCCAGCUCCACGUCACACGAGGAGUUCAGGCAUGUCCGCUUCAAGGAAUGGCGAAGCUCGUUCCAUAAAAUGAGGAGCUUCGUUCUGGGAUACUAUAAGACUCUGUUCGGCAGCUGGCCGCCACGGGCCCGGAGCAAGCGUAAUCCCUUUUCCCAGAGUGGCCUCAACCGUCUGGCACUCAAGAUUCUCUACUCGGAUCUCUGUGCUCUGUAUGAUUUGCUGGUUGACCGCACCAACUUGACUCCGCAACGGCGGUCGAGUGGGUCCAAGGCUAAUGACGAAGGCGAAAAGGGCAGCGGUGACAAAGAGAAGGAGAAGGAGAUGGAGAAGGAGGAGAAAGAGAAUGAGAGGGAAAGGGACAGGGAGAGAGACAUAGAAGCCAACCUGGCCGCCCUGCGUGCUAUCCUCUCCGAGUUCGACAAAUCCUCUCCCCCUGUGCUCCCACGCAUCCCCUUCGACGUCCCUAAGCUCCCCAGCAUGACGGCCCUCUACGAGAAUUACCGCGAGCUACCCACCAAGAAACAGGCCAAAUAUAGCAAGUCCCUACAGCCACACGAGCUGCAGCUGCUCCUGAUCAAGUCGCACAACAUCGACACCGACUCCCUAGAGAUGCCUUUCUUGACAGCCUUCAAAGAGUUUGAGCUGCGCGAAGCCCGGUCAGCUUCCCACUCCCAUAUCGAAGACGACCUAAUCGAUCAACGCAUCGGCACCUGGCUGUUCCUCUACGUCGUUAUCCAGUCGCUUCCUAUGCUAGUUGUCGACGCCCCGGGGCUGCGGUAUGGCGACGGCGUCGAGUACUUCUUGUGCGAGGCGCCGCAGGGGAAUCCGCCGUGGACUGAGGAUCGUGAUCAGGUGAGGAAGAUGUGGUACCAGACUGCCGAUCAAGCGUUGGUUGAGUUGUCGACAGACGUUGUCAUGUUCUCGGUCGAGGGAAUCUACAUACGCUCGCACUGCUGGCUUGCUGCUAAGGAAUGGCAAGCUCAAGCCGAGGCUAGAGCAGCUAGUGCCGGUGCAGUUUCAGUGCCCGUGACGGUGACCCAGCCCGACUGGGCCACUUCCACUGCCAUCACAACAGAGGGGGCCUUUUUCAACCCACUUCAGCCUCCUUCCCAGUCCAUUUUCCAUAACGCAGACCCGUUCCAGACACAAAUCUCGUCUUCUUCGCCCUCUCCGCCACCACAGCACCCGCAACGACACAAACCAACAGUCCGCCCCAUCAGUACAGGCCCCGAACUAGACAACGGAAACGGAAACGGUCUUCUCUCCCCACCUCUCGCAAAUACCUCUCUUGGAGGAUUGCCAAUGCCGAUGGGUCGGCCCCGCGCGGGAUCAACGCACGACCGUGCCCGCCAGGCCUUCCGCGCCAGCAUAGCCAUCGGCCUGGAACCGAUUGGCGUCCAACCCCUGCCACAGAUGGCAGCCCCGCUCACGCGCUCGCCUUCGCCGAUGAUGAUGUUGGGUCAGCACGGUCAAGGUGCUGGCGAUAGCCACAAUGGUGAGGGUGUUGGAAUAAUGACCGGGGUCGUUGGAAACCUUGCUGCCGGCCAAGCCGGAGAUGAUAGCAACAACAGCUGGGGGACACCAGACGGAGCCAAAACGCCGAUGGUGCGUGCCAGUCGAUCGGGGACAAAUCUCAACUUGUUUGGAGGGAACAGUAGCGCGUAUAUGGGCGAAGUGUUUCCUCCUGCUCCUGCUCAGCCGUGGGUACACCAACAUCAGAGAAAUUUUAGCGGGCCGGUCGCUUUCCCGAUGCCAACGCCAAGCAGUUAUCACCAGCAUGCAAAGACCUCGUCGCUUGGCGGCGGUGGAAGCACAUUUGAUGAUAUUCUGAAGGGAAUGGAUGACGGAGGAAAAAAGAAGAAGAGGUUUUUCUUUUGA
Thermochaetoides thermophila DSM 1495 is the source of this 3336-nucleotide messenger RNA. RefSeq lists its product as uncharacterized. Lineage: Eukaryota; Fungi; Ascomycota; Sordariomycetes; Sordariales; Chaetomiaceae. The coding region runs from base 1 to 3336 and encodes 1111 amino acids. The record is from RefSeq and is a predicted model, not a curated record. The transcript has 2 exons.